AUGAUCGCCAAGACGGUUCUGCCUCGUGUAUUGGUGCCUGUGCGGCCUCGUCGGCAGCAAAACUCGGCGCUGUCAUUUCACAGCCCUGCAAGCAUUCUUCCUGCUCCUCUAUCUGCCCUUCCUCCUGCUGCUACUGCCACCCUCACCCAAGCCGCACCAUCCCGCACGAGCCGCGACCGGCCGCCCCUCCAACGACCGUUUCUGCAGCCUCAUCCGAGCGCAGCCGCGCGAUUCGCCACCAUGUGCAUCGUCUUCACCUGCGGUGAGCACACCUUCCGCCGCGAGAUCGAAGGCUACGAGGGCAUCAUCUGCCGCUGCUACAACUGUGGCAACUACAGCGGCCAUGUCAUCAAGACCCAUCCGUGGUUUACCUUUUGCUUUGUCCCCGUCAUCCCGCUCUCCUUUCACGGCUACGAAGACAUCAGCUGCCACAUCUGCAACUUCUCCCAGCCGCUUGAGAGCCGCCAGGACGUGCAGGCCAUGCGCAACGGCGGUGCUGGCGGACGGCCAGGCGUCCCUCUUCAGCCGCAUCCGGAAGCACAAACACAGCAGCCGCCGGCGCCGGACGGAAACAUGCGGACCAGCCGCCAGCAGACCGACGACCGAGCGCAGACGACCGGGAAGCGUCUCCAUUCCUCCUCAUCUGCAGGUCGUGUUGAGCUGGACGUGCGUGUGCGUUCUCGCCCGGCCGCAGGCGAGCGGAACCUCGACGCAGAAACGAUGCUGUACGACCUGAGCAUUGCCUGGACGCCGUCCACGACGACGGCUGAGCUGGAGGACACGCUCGCCAUGAGCUCUGAGCUCGGCUAUGACGUCGUGGCGCUGGAUCACGUCUACGCCGGCCCGGUGCCGUCGACCGUGACCAAUCCGCUGCCCUUGCUGCCAGCAGUAGCAGCAUCGACAACGACAUCCACCACAACCACAUCCAACAGACCGGCGAGCCGGCGGCUGCCUCGCAUUCUUCGCCGCGCCACCGUUGUCGUGUCCGACAUGACGGUCAACCACCGGCUGGCCGCCGUGGCCGCGGCCUACGACCUCGUCGCCGUGCGGCCGACCACCGAAAAAGCCUUCCAGGCCGCCUGUCUCAGCAUGACCGAGCCGGCCCUCAUCAGCCUCGAUCUGACGACGUACUUUCCCUUUUUCUUCAAGCACCGCGCCGCCAUGGCCGCCGUCCGCCGCGGCGUCCACUUUGAGGUCUGCUACGGCCAGGUGCUGCGGGCCGACAGCAGCAGCAGCGGCAACACCAGCAGCUCGGCCAAUCGUGCUCGCGCUCUCUUCGUCGCCAACCUGGCCGGCCUCCUUCGUGCGACACGCGGUCGCGGCAUCGUCGUCAGCUCCGGCGCCCUCAUGGGCCGCGGCAACAGCAACGGCGGCGGCGGUGGCGGCGCGCUCGAGCUGCGUGGCCCCGCCGAUGUCGUCAAUCUGCUCGCCGUCUGGGGUCUGCCGCCCGAUCGCGGAAUCGACGCCCUCAGCGGACUACCGCGCAGCAUCAUCGCUAACGAGGGCCUCCGGCGGCGCGGCUUCCGCGGCGUCAUCGACAUCGUGCAGACGGCUGAGAACAGCAGCGUGGCUGCUGCUGCAGGAGCAGGAGCACAGCUGAAACAACAGAAACAGCUGAAACAACAGCAGAAACAACAGCAGAAACAGAAGCAGAUACAGGGACAGGGAAACGGUGCAGCUGGUCACAAACGGAGGGCCAGCGAAAACGGCGGCGGAAACGGCAACGACAACACCAACGGAAACGGAGAGGCUGCUGAAACGGACCAGCAGAAGAAGACGGCAACCGAGCGACAGCCAAAGAAGCAGAAGAGAGAACCCACGUUUUCAACCCCCUUGUCUCCGGCUCAAACACCCGUCGACUUUGCCAGGCUGCCCAACGUCAGCACAUCGGUGAGCGACAGUCCGGAAAAGUCGAUCGACACUGCUUGCGCACCGUUGGCGACACCCAAGGUUGCUGCUGCUCCCGCCGCUGCCGUCGUGGUCGCGCCCUCCAUUCCGAGGACGACAGCAGCAACGGUGCUGGUAGACGGAACAAGGGCAGCGCCUACGGCCGCCGUUGUCGUAGUGAUUGCGAAAGCGGUGCUAGGCGCAGUGCUGGUUGCGGCGUCCAAGGUCGAGAGGAUCGAGGGAAAUGUGGCGACUGAGAUGACCAGGGAGGAUGAGGUCGAGGUGGUCGGGAUGGACGAGAAUAUGGAGGUCGAGAGAGUGGAGGUCGAAAAAGUCGAGAGAAUGGAGGUCGAGAAAGUUGAGGCUGGGAAAGUAGAGGCAAUCGAGGAUGAAGCAGUUGUAGCAGUUGUAGCAAUUGGGGCGACUGAAGCAAUUGUGGUCGAGAUAGUUGAGGCAGACGUCGAAGCAAUCGAAGCAACUGAAGUUGAAGCAACCGGAGCAACCGAAGCGACCGAGGCAGCCGAAGCAGUUGAUGCAAUCGAAGCAACUGGAGCAACCGAAGCAGUUGAUGCAAUCGAAGCAACUGGAGCAACCGAAGCAGUUGAUGCAACCGGAGCAACCGGAGCAACCGAAGCAACCGAAGCAACCGAAGUCGUCGAAUUGUGCGGUGCUGUCACCUUCAAGACGCCCCUCGAACAGCCGUUGGCUCUGUACAUAUGUCACUGCCAUACCUGUCGCCGCCAGACCAGCUCUGCUUUCGGCACGAGCGCCAUCUUCCCACGGUUUCCGUUGCCAGAUGCGAAACUGCUGAGUUGCUAUACCGCUCUGUUCCAGUCGCCCGACUGCGUCAGGUCAGACGUUAUACUGGGCAAAAACGUUGUCUCCGUCAAGGGCGGCUGCCUGGACGGUCUCGACUGGGAUAAGGCCGUCCACAUCUGGACCAAGUCCGCGAUGGUGCCUAUUCCUGAAGGCAACGAGAGCCACUGCGGAGAGACUGCCUUCACCAGCUACAGCUACGGCUCGAGUCAGGAGGAGCUAGAUCAGCCGGCCGAGCUGAUGGGCAGUGGCAGCCAUCCGAGCGAAGAGAAUAUGGACUCGGUGUAA
This is a messenger RNA of Grosmannia clavigera kw1407, 2991 nucleotides long. RefSeq names its product ribonuclease p complex subunit. Gene Ontology annotation, biological process: tRNA processing. Gene Ontology annotation, molecular function: RNA binding. Gene Ontology annotation, cellular component: nucleolar ribonuclease P complex. The transcript has 8 exons. Lineage: Eukaryota; Fungi; Ascomycota; Sordariomycetes; Ophiostomatales; Ophiostomataceae. Bases 1 to 2991 code for a protein of 996 amino acids. The record is from RefSeq and is a predicted model, not a curated record.